This is a messenger RNA of Diaporthe citri, 768 nucleotides long. RefSeq lists its product as uncharacterized. Lineage: Eukaryota; Fungi; Ascomycota; Sordariomycetes; Diaporthales; Diaporthaceae. Bases 1 to 768 code for a protein of 255 amino acids. The record is from RefSeq and is a predicted model, not a curated record. The transcript has 2 exons.
AUGGACAUAGGCAACGCAAGGACGCGACUCCGUCGCACAUUCCACUACCCCACCGAUGAGAGUUCCAACGGGAGCACCCCGGAGGUCCUGGAUGAAGAGGAACAGGAGAAGCUCAUUCAGACCCUCGCAGAGCAGAACGCAACCACCAACCAGCAGUACCAGAUCAUCCUCCUCGCACUGCCAAUCCUCUCGUGCAUACCCUACCUCCUGGCGCUCUUCCGCCCCUCGACGACCCUCAUCGCCGUGCUGGGCCUGACCUCCCUGGCAAGCACGUCCUUCCUCCUCUUCAGCCUCCCGCCGACCGAGACGGGCAUCCACGCGCUGGACGCCUGGGCCAGUUCGGGUUCCACGCGAGGCCAGCAGGGCGGUGGCGACGGCAACGAUGGCCCAGGUGUGUCGGCGUCCGGGUCGGGCGGCGGUGGCCCUAGCGGGAUGAGCACCCUCAGCCAGCGGCGCCAGCGGAGGCGGCGCGCGAGCAGCUUCAGCGUCGCGCCGCAGAAGAGCCCGCUCGAGAGGCACCUGCCGCUGCUGAACGUCGGACUCUGCGCCGUGCUGGUCCUGUACGGCCUGCUGGUGCAGCGGCGCGGCGGGGGGACCAGCGAGCACUAUGACGGCAGCGAGGACCAGCGCCAGCACUUUGGCUGGCUCGGCCUGGGGAACCUGCCCGCCAUCGUGUACGCAGUCGUCAUCGUGGCCAAGCUGCUGAUGGCGAACGUCGACCCGGAGAGGGAGCUGACGGCGCUGAAGUACGACUAUAAGGGGGCCUGA